AUGGAAAAUUGUUUUACUUCGAAUUCGAGUGUUCAUGGUACUACAGCAUUAGAAUACGGUACAUAUCGACAAUUUAAAAUAAUUGGAGCUAAUAUUAAAUCUCAAAUUUCUUCUUUAAAAAUCAACAACAAUAAAGAAGAAUUUAGAGAUAAAUGUAAGAAAUUGGCUGAUUAUCUAAUUACUAGUAAGCCUCCAUAUUCAUAUAUUAAUGAACGUCUUUGGAAAGGAGCACUCAAGACUUGGUACAAGCACUACUAUACAGGACUAUCUCAACAUGGCGGAUGUUUUAUGAUUUUAAAUCAGGAUGAAAAAGAAAUUUUACAAUUAGUUUAUGAUGCAGAGGAUUUCUGUGAAAAAAAUAAAGAAUAUAUUGAUAAACUACAUCCUUUUAGAGUAGGUAAUAGUAGUACAUACAAUUGUAAUAAUGAUGAUAAUUGCAUAAGUAAAUGUAAGGAAUAUAAUGAAUGGAUAAUAGAAAGGAAAGGACAUUUUAGUGCUAAGAGAGAAAUUCUUCAUAAAGAUUGCACAGGAAAAAAAAAAUUAUACCAACUUCUAAAAAAAACAUGCAAUAUACAGAAUUCUAGCACAUUUACUAAAAUUAUUGAGUCCAAGUCCUCGGCUCCAACUAUACAUAUUGUAGUUCCAGAAAAAAAAGAAGACGAAAGUUCGUUGGCAGAACAGAAUUCACCUGAAUCACAAGAGCAAUCUCCACCAAAAUAUAAAGCUUCGUCCGAACAGAUAACUCGAGUAGAAAGACCACCUCCAGUCGAAACUCUGUCUCCAGGAGAGAUGGAUACAGCAAACGAAUUGAUGUCAUCAAAGGAACAGAAACAUCAUGUUGAAAAAGCAUCGCCUUUCAGUGACCCAACUCCUGUAACUCUAUCUAAUGAAAAUACGAAAGCACAACCUAUAAAAGUUCCACAAUCACAAAAUCAUAAAGGUUUUGUAUCUGAAGGUGCAAAAACAACAUUCCAGCAUCAGGAAACAUCAGAAAGAACUGAUAAAAGUAUUUCUUCUAUACCUUUUAAAGCGUUAAUUAAUGACUCUCCUUCUCCUUUUCAUCUUGAACUCCCUAAAAUUACAGAAUCAGCUGGAAAUAUCUCUGAUAAAUAUAUAUCACCUAUAUUAAUAAGCAUUAUUAUUAUUAUUAUAUUUUCCCUUUUUAUUAAACAUAUGCCAUUGAUUUUUUUAAAAAAAAAAAAACAUAUUAAACGAAAACAUUUGAAACUACUGCGAAUAUUAGUACCUUCAUAUCCUGGCAGAAAAAAUAUGUUUUUAACAUAUGAUAACUUAGAACCCUCAACAUAUAAUAAUGAAGAAAACAUAAGAAAAAUAAUAAUAAAUGAGCAAAACUUAGAAACAAAUGUAAAAAAAAUAAACAAAAAGAAGGAUGUGUCAAAAACUAUUAUUGAAGUACAUAUGGAAGUACUAGAAGAAUACAAAAAUGAAGUAUGGGAAUCCGAUAUAGGCGAAUUUUUAGCAAUAUGUUUAGAAGAGUUUAGACAAGAAAAAUAUAAUUCCCAUCAUAAUUUAAAAAAUGAUGAAAUAAUAAUAGAAAAUAAUAAGUGUAGAAAUGAUACUGAUAAAAAAAAAAUUCUAUGGAAUAAAUGGGCAGAAAGACAUAAAAAUCUCUCUGAAAAAUUAAAAAAAGAAUAUUGGUUUAAUAGCUUGAAAAAUGAAUGGAAGAGUGAACGAGAUUCCAUAGAAAGAAGUAAAAAAUUAAAGAAAAAACUUUCAAAUAAAUAUAAAAAAGUUCCAUCUUCAGAAAUAGAGAAAGAUGCAUGGAAAAAAUGGAUAUCAAAGAAGGGUAUAGUUAUAGGACAAUAUAUAGAAAAGGAUUGGCAUAAGUUAAUGACGGAAGGACUAAAAAAUAUGACAGAUAAAUGCGUAAAUUACGAAACUAAAAAGGAUAUGACAAUAACAAAUUUGGAAGAAUUGAAGAAAAAAGAAUAUAAUGAAGAACUAUAUAAAUACAUAAAAAAAAAAUUACUACAAAAACUGUGCAUACUUGUACUUAUGAUGGUAUUAGAAGAAUGCAGAAAAGAGGAGAACAUAGAAAAUAAUGAAUCAUAUUUGGAUAGUUCUAUAUAUGAAUGCAAGAUAGAAAAAAAUUCAUAUGCAAAAUCAGAAAUUAUAGAAGACAUAAAUGAAGAUAAAGGAAACGUUUUGGAAUACAGGAAAAAUGAGGAUAUUUAUGAGAGUAAAGGGGGACACACUUUUAUACAUGAAUUGAAUGAUUGGAUAAGAGAAGAUAAUACAUAUAUAAAUUCUAUAAAAAAUGAGGACUUAUCAGAAACAUCCUGA
This is a messenger RNA of Plasmodium malariae, 2304 nucleotides long. RefSeq names its product STP1 protein. The record is from RefSeq and is a predicted model, not a curated record. Bases 1 to 2304 code for a protein of 767 amino acids. NCBI's taxonomy places the organism in Eukaryota, Apicomplexa, Aconoidasida, Haemosporida, Plasmodiidae. The transcript has 4 exons.